AUGGGCUGCAUCGAGUUGGAGGUUGCGGGCUUCUUUUGGCAUUUGUUUACUGGUGGGAUUCUUUCCGUGCCGAGGCUGGACAGACUGCUGGUCGACAAGUUCUCUGAGGAUGCCUUGCACGACAAGUCCAAGAUCAGGUACAAGGAGAAAAUCAAAGCCAAGGACGCAAAAAUCAGCUCCCUGGAGACGGCCCUGGAGCGACUGAGGGAGAAGGCUCGCCACAUGGAGGGCUCCAUGCGCCAGGAUGCACAGCAGCUCGCCAUCGAUGUCGCGGUCCUUUCGACGGAGCUACACCACGCCCAGGCGGGCUCGAUGCCAGAGGAGAAUCUCGGCCUUCGGGGGCAGCUUGCGCAGGCCCUUGCUUCCGCCGACGAGAUGAAGAGGCCGGCCGCAGCCCCGCUGGGUAGACUGAGACGAAUGUCUACAGUGGGUGUCAUCUUGGGGCUACAAGAGGAAUAA
Messenger RNA from Symbiodinium natans, 459 nucleotides. The record is from the annotation of a GenBank genome assembly. Lineage: Eukaryota; Dinophyceae; Suessiales; Symbiodiniaceae.